This is a messenger RNA of Cylicostephanus goldi, 237 nucleotides long. The record is from the annotation of a GenBank genome assembly. Lineage: Eukaryota; Metazoa; Nematoda; Chromadorea; Rhabditida; Strongylidae.
GGCCCUGCCGGACCACCAGGUACGCCGGGUAAACCUGGUCCGCGUGGACCAAAGGGAGAAAAAGGAAAGCCUGGAGUUCCUGGCACGCCAGGGCAGCAGGGUGCUCCAGGAGACCGUGGAAAUCCCGGAACACCUGGUCGACCUGGACAAAGAGGGGAACGUGGCAUUCCUGGAGAACCCGGAGUUAAUGGAUCAUGUGACCACUGUCCUACGCCAAGGCUACCACCGGGAUAUUGA